AUGGUUGUCAUUCAAUGGAAAAUGUUAAAUAGAGAAGUAAGCUCAAUACUGGGUAGUACAGCAGAAAAAGAGGAGGAACGACAUCUAUUAAAAAACGAUGUUGAGAAGUGUGUAAAUUAUCACAACUUUCUAAUUAACUAUAUAAAACGUCUUAAUGAAACAGUUUGGUAUCCAAACAUGUUAAUGGUGUUUUUUAGUGUUACAGCAAUCUGUGUUGAAAUAUUUAUAAUAGUAAAUCGCCCUACUGAAGGCGAUUUUUUGACAAGAUUGAUGUAUUUAGUGGAAGAUACAUAUGAAUUUGUUUUAUUUUAUAUUAUACCGGGUCAAUUAUUGACAAACGAGGCAGAGAAUAUGAAAGAUUUUGCAUAUAUGAGUAACUGGUAUGAACAUUCCGUUGAAAUCAAAAAACCAUUCAUAAAUAUGGUCACCUGUAUUAGUAACAGACCAGUAACUUUAAACGCUGGUAAUUUUCUUGAUUUCAAUUUUAGAACUGCUCAUGAGGCAAUAAUUAAGGUAACGGUUGUAUUCAUAAAUUACAAAGAAACUGCUGUUCUAAUAAAUGAAACCAAACUAUUCUGGUCUAUAGAUGAUUUUAAAUUUGAAGAAGAAAGAUCACAAGCACAAUUUACGCUUAAAAUACUAAAAUUUUUCGCAAUAUGGUACCCUGCCGUAGGAUCUGUCACGGCAUUUUUUGUUCUUUUUGGACCCAUUGUGUUCCAGAAGAGAGUACUACCUCUUACUAAUUUCGUUCCAGAUUUUCCUCCAUACAUUUUUUUGUACAUUUUACAAGGCUAUUCAUUUUUAAUUGUUUACACUAGCAUCAUAUUUUUCGAUAUAUUAUUUGGAACAUUACUUAUGAUGAUCGUGAUUCAAUGGAAGUUUCUGAACCUUGACAUCACAAGAGUAUUAAGCAGUAACGUAGAGACGGCAGAAGAUCAGAAAUUGUUGCAAAGGGAGAUCAAAAAAUGUAUAGACUAUCACAUAUUUUUAAUUGAUCCCCCUGGAGACGAUUUUCUCAUCCAUAUUACGCUACUUAUGGGAUUAACAAAUGAGUAUUUAUUGUUUUACGUGAUACCAGGACAACUUUUAUCUGAUGAGGCUGAGAAUACAGAGAAUUCUGCGUUUUCUUCUAUAUGGUAUGAAAAUUCGACAAAUCUUAAGAAACCCAUGGUAAAUAUGAUAUCAAACAUUAGUAGAAAAUCGGUCAAUCUAACAGCAGCAAAGUUAUUUGAUUUUACUUUUGAAAAUGCUUUGAAGGCUGAGAAUACAGAGAAGUCUGCAUUUUCUUCUAUCUGGUAUGAAAGUUCGACCAAUCUAAAGAAACCAAUGUUAAAUAUGAUAUCAAACAUCAGUAGAAAAUCGGUGAAUUUAACAGCAGCAAAGUUAUUUGAUUUUACUUUUGAAAAUGCUUUGAAGUCCUACAAGCUUGUAUUUUCCUACUACAUGUUUCUGAAGACAAUGAAUAUAGGAAAACAAGAGAAAUAA
Diabrotica balteata is the source of this 1485-nucleotide messenger RNA. Lineage: Eukaryota; Metazoa; Arthropoda; Insecta; Coleoptera; Chrysomelidae. The record is from the annotation of a GenBank genome assembly.